Molecule: messenger RNA, 2840 nt
Organism: Anguilla rostrata (American eel)
Lineage: Eukaryota; Metazoa; Chordata; Actinopteri; Anguilliformes; Anguillidae
Product: extracellular calcium-sensing receptor-like
Exons: 5
Coding region: 20-2641 (873 amino acids)
Biological process (GO): G protein-coupled receptor signaling pathway
Cellular component (GO): plasma membrane
Molecular function (GO): G protein-coupled receptor activity
Source: RefSeq, a predicted model, not a curated record
UACGCUGGUUCUGGCACUGAUGGCUGGAGCUCUCACACUGGAAAAGGGAGUGUCAGGGUCGGGGUGCACACUGCUUGGGACCGCCAGGCCUGCGUCUUUAUCCCAGCCUGGGGACUUUGUGAUUGGAGGCGUUUUUACCAUCCACUACAAUUUUAUCAGCACUGAGCACAACUACACCAGCCAACCCAAAGCGCCGCACUGUACGGGGAGGUUGGAUUUCCGGCAAAUGCGCUUUGCUAGAACCAUGAUUUUUGCCAUCAAGGAGAUCAACAACAGCUCAGAGCUCCUGCCAGGUGUAACUCUGGGCUACCAGAUCCAUGACUCCUGUGCCUCUGUGCCAGUCGCUGUGAAGGUGGCAUUCCAGCUGGCCAAUGGAAUUGAGCCAGUUUUCUUUCCCAAUCAGUUCUGCUCAAAGUCUGCCAUUGUGCAUGCUGUUGUAGGCGACUCUAGCUCCACUCCUUCCAUCGCCAUGUCCAGAAUAUUCGGACCCUUCGGCAUCCCCCAGGUGAGCCACUAUGCCACCUGUGCCUGUCUUAGUGACAAGCUGCAGUACCCCACCUUCUCCAGGACCAUACCGAGUGACUACUACCAGGCAGCUGCCCUGGCUAGGCUAGUCAAGCAUUUUGGCUGGACUUGGAUCGGGGCGGUGAGGAGCGACUCAGACUAUGGGAACAACGGGAUGGCCGCAUUCCUGCAGGCUGCACAGGCAGAAGGCAUCUGUGUGGAGUACUCAGAGGCGCUCUACAGGACCAACCCCCGUACAAAAGUGCGACGCGUGGCAGAGGUCAUCAGCAGGUCCACAACCCGUGUUGUUGUGGCAUUCAUUGCCUCGGCCGACAUGCUGAUCCUGCUAUCAGAGCUGGAAGGCAGGCUGAUGGCCCCGCUACAGUGGAUUGGGAGUGAGGACUGGGUCACUGACCGCAAGAUGUUGCAGUUUCGUCUGUUCGCCGGCGCCAUCGGCUUCGGCAUCCCCCGCUCAGUCAUUCCAGGGCUGCGAGACUUCCUGUUGGACCUGGGGCCAGCACAGGUUUCCCACUCACCACUCCUCACAGAGUUCUGGGAGAGCGCUUUUGGCUGCAGCCUGGGGGGAAGUCAGACUGCAGCGGGUCGGAAAACAUGUGAUGGAAAACAGAAUCUGCAAGAUCUGCAGAACCCCUACACAGACACAUCCCAGCUGCGCAUCUCCAACAUGGUAUACAAGGCUGUGUAUGCAAUAGCCCAUGCCAUACAUAGCAGCAUCUGCACAGAAAUAUCUGAUGCUCCACCACACUGCAACACAAGUAUCCAAGUUGAGCCAUGGCAGGUCAUGGAGCACCUGAGAAAAGUGAACUUCUCCAGGAAUGGGUACAAAGUCUCCUUUGAUGCCAAUGGGGAUCCAGUGGCCACUUAUGAGCUGGUGAACUGGCAGGUGAUGAGGGAUGGGCACCUGGACUUUGUGACUGUGGGCCACUAUGAUGCAUCUGCUCCAGAUGGACAGGUGUUGAUCAUGAACAAGAACAUUACCUGGGCAGGUGGCCAGCCACAGGUAAUUUCACAUUCAAAUGUAAUUUCAUUGGCAUGUCAGACUUGGCUCCAUGUCUAUUGCUGUCAUAUCUGUUUGAAGGUGCCUGUGUCAGUGUGCAGUGAGAGCUGUCCCCCUGGCACUCGGAAGGCUGUGCAGAGAGGAAGGCCUGUUUGCUGCUACAACUGUGUGCCCUGUGCCGAGGGAGAAAUCAGCAAUGCUACAGAUUCCCUGAACUGUAUCACUUGUCCAGCUGAUUACUGGUCGAAUGCUGAGAAGGGUGAAUGUGUACCCAAACCUGUUGAAUUCUUGUCCUUCCACGAGGUUCUGGGGAUCAUCCUUGCAGCUUGUUCGGUGGCUGGGGCCUGUUUGGCCAUCAUGGUGGCUGCCGUGUUUUACAGACACAGGGACACUCCCAUUGUGAAAGCCAACAACUCAGAGCUGAGUUUCCUGCUGCUCUUUUCAUUGAAACUGUGUUUCCUUUGCUCUCUUACCUUCAUCGGUCGGCCCUCUGAGUGGUCCUGUAUGCUGCGCCACACUGCCUUUGGGAUCACCUUUGUUCUCUGCAUCUCGUGUGUUCUGGGAAAAACAAUAGUGGUGUUAAUGGCCUUUAGGGCUACACUUCCAGGAAGUAAAGUGAUGAAGUGGUUUGGGCCUUCCCAGCAGAGACUGAGUGUUCUUGCUUUCACUCUCAUACAGGUUCUUAUUUGUGUGCUUUGGCUAAGAAUAUCCCCUCCAUUCCCCAACAAGAACAUGAAGCACUACAAAGAAAAGAUCAUUCUAGAAUGUGAUGUAGGAUCAGCAGUGGGGUUCUGGGCUGUGCUGGGUUAUAUUGGACUCCUCUCUAUAUUGUGCUUUGGUUUUGCUUUUCUGGCACGUAAGCUGCCUGAUAACUUCAAUGAAGCCAAAUUCAUCACAUUCAGCAUGCUCAUAUUCUGUGCAGUCUGGAUCACUUUUAUACCAGCUUAUGUCAGCUCACCUGGAAAGUUCACUGUGGCUGUGGAGAUCUUUGCAAUUUUAGCUUCCAGCUUUGGUCUGAUUGUUUGCAUUUUUGUCCCUAAAUGUUUCAUUAUAUUGUUUCGGCCGGAGCAAAAUACCAAAAAGCACAUGAUGGGGAAAAUGCCAUCAAAAUCUCUCUGAAGCACACAACGAUUCAGUAAUAUUUAUGGAUGAAUGUAUUUAGAAUAUUUGUUAUAUUAUUCUGCUACUGUAUCCUUAUUAAGGUGAAAAACAUACAUAUCUGUAAAUAUCUCUGAGGACCAUAUAUUUACCUCUAAUAUUAACUUAGCUGGAGCCAUAGACCAUUGGGGAUUUCAUACCACCAAUAAAAGAUUGAUGA